This is a messenger RNA of Scleropages formosus (Asian bonytongue), 2414 nucleotides long. It is a transcript of the gene gsg1l, whose product is annotated as gsg1-like. NCBI's taxonomy places the organism in Eukaryota, Metazoa, Chordata, Actinopteri, Osteoglossiformes, Osteoglossidae. Gene Ontology annotation, cellular component: plasma membrane. The record is from RefSeq and is a predicted model, not a curated record. Bases 426 to 1340 code for a protein of 304 amino acids. The transcript has 5 exons.
GGGAUGCAGAGAGAGGUACUCGACACAGUACAGCCCAGUCCGUGAUGGAGGUGCGCGCACACGGACACGCACACGCAGGUGAUCGCGCUCCCGUCUGCCUCUUCCUCUGUGUCUUUCCGAAGGGAGGAAGACUUACCCCGAAGUGAAGGGAAACGAAAGAUCAAGAUGCCGCUCGAACCCCCGUCCCCCUUCCUGCGGAGCGCUGGCUGAACCCCCCCCGCUCCCCCCGCCGCCACCCCCGGCUCCAUCUGCGCGAUUGCGCGUCUCCGUCGGACGGCUUUUCGGACAUCCUCCGCGUCCUCUCCUUGCGUAAAAGGCGGGCUCCGUCUCCGUGUCCUGCGCCGGUCCACCUGUUCCCCUCUCCCGCCGCCCCCCCACCCACCGAUGGACUCGUGCCCCCGGCCUGGACCGCGCGCCCAUGGACAAUGAAGACCACGCGUAAGUGCCGCGCGCUGCUCUCGGUCACCCUGAACCUGGUGGCCCUGUUCUUCUCCACCACGGCCUUCGUCACCACGUACUGGUGCGAGGGCACGCAGAGGGUCCCGAAGCCCAACUGCACCAAGGACCGGAGACACAACUGCAUCGACUACGGGCUCAACGAGUCGGACCAGAGCAAAGUGCACUACAGCUGGGAGACGGGCGACGACCGCUUCCUCUUCCGACACUUCCACACCGGCAUCUGGUACUCGUGCGAGGAGAACAUCGGGGGGGCAGGUGAGAAGUGCAGAAGCUUCAUUGAUCUGGCCCCCGCGUCGGAGAGGGGUGUCCUUUGGCUGUCAGUCGUGUCUGAGGUUCUAUACAUCAUGCUGCUGGUCGUGGGCUUCAGCCUCAUGUGCCUGGAACUCUUCCACUCAAGCAAUGUGAUCGAUGGUCUCAAGCUGAACGCUUUCGCCGCCGUCUUCACCGUGCUCUCAGGACUCCUCGGGAUGGUUGCCCACAUGAUGUACACCCAGGUCUUCCAGAUCACGGUCAGCCUCGGUCCAGAGGAUUGGAGACCUCACACCUGGGACUACGGCUGGUCCUUCUGCCUGGCCUGGGGCUCCUUCACGUGCUGCAUGGCGGCGUCCGUCACCACGCUCAACUCCUACACCAAGACGGUGAUCGAGUUCCGGCACAAGCGCAAGCUGCUCGAGCUGGGCCUCCGCGACGAACGGACGUUCCUGGACCAGCAGGCCUUCCACUACUUCCGCGACAGCUCCGUGCAGUCCGUCUCCGGCUCCGUGGAGGCCUUCCCGGGCCACGGGCACGGCGGGCUCAGCCGGGCCAAGGCGUGCGCGCCCGGAGCCGCCUCCGUGGACCUGGGAGACGGGCCGGACUCGCUGGGGGAGGAGCAGUGCUGAGAGGCGGAGGCCGGGGACGAGAUGCCAUCAUCCGAGAGGGACUCGGAGAAGGAUUCGCUAUCGAUCGCUGGGAAUGUGGUCGUGGCGAGAAUUUAGAACUCUAUCAGCUGGGCCUCCUUUCUAUUUCUAAGAUUUAAUGGAAGCCUGGUUUUGGUCUGGAGCUGUAGGACUGAGGGCUGAGGGCUGAGGGCUGGAGGGCUGCAGGGGGGCACAAGAGCAUCACGACACGGUCUGUCUUUCUCGAUUCUUCGACACUGAAGACGUUUAAUGAGAUUCGUUCUCCAGAAAUGAUGUUCCAUGAUGAACACGACGUUCUUCCAGCAAGGUAUGCGGCCGGGGUCCUGGCAGUGCUAAAAAAAGAAUUAUAAUGAACGGGAAGGCUCAUUAUUUGAUUUUUUUUUUUUAAAAAUCACUGCCACGGAUGUGCGGAGACGGUGGACUGUCCUAGAGAGUCAUAACGCGUGUGGACAGUGUCCCAUUAAAGGGCUUCUGUAAUUCCUUCAUUCCUGGUUGUAGGAAAGAAACGCGGCAAAUGAAAGGCGGCGCUGGACCUUUCUGGAAGAACAAAAAAUCCAUAAUCGGUUUUUAAACCUGCUGUUACCUACUGCUCUGUACACAGGUGAUGAAUCCGCGCCCGGGGUCACAUGUUGGCGUGCGUGCGCCGCUCCUCGACGUACGCACCUAAAAUGGUCCCCGAGUAACUCCAGAGUGACCGUUAUCUCUCAGUCAGUGUCAGUGAGAGUGUCACGGUACACACUUAUCCCAAAUAAUUAGCAUAUCAGCCUCUGUAAAAGCCUGGGAUUUUGCCAAACACUGUCAGCCUUUUUCACGCUCACUCGCUCUCAAAGGCUUUUAAUAAUAAUAAUAAUAAUAAUAAUAAUAAUGCACAUGGAUGAAGACGAAGGCAAUGCCCCCCCCGAAAACCAAGUACCUUUCUGCGUCCCGGGAAGGGUUUGCCCCACGAGGAGCCGCUCUCCUUCCGCUGCACGUCGCUCUGUGGCCUUUCUCUGCCUUUUACAUUUACUCAUUUACAUUUAUUUAUUUAGCAGAUGUUUUUCUCCAAAGCGACUUCCA